Messenger RNA from Conger conger (European conger), 1955 nucleotides. RefSeq lists its product as uncharacterized. The coding region runs from base 291 to 1529 and encodes 412 amino acids. Lineage: Eukaryota; Metazoa; Chordata; Actinopteri; Anguilliformes; Congridae. The record is from RefSeq and is a predicted model, not a curated record. The transcript has 16 exons.
AUACCUCAGUCUGAAAUUUGUUCAAAGAUCAUUGUUUCACCAUGGGUUGGUAGGGGAGACUUAGGAUUUUAAAAAUAAUCAGUAGAGUUCUAGGACAUGUCUGUCAAACAGUACAGUACAGUACAAGCAAAAGUAGCGGCCACAAAAUGUUUGGAACAUUCAAAAUAUUAUAGGACAAAAUCAUGCUUUUUCCAACAAUGCCACCUGACAUUCUUCUGUUCAGCCUCUGAUUCAUUGAACUCUUUGUCACAGGUUUUUCCAAUUGGCAUAUAAGCACCUUGGUUUUAUCUAUGGCUGCUGCAGUUUUUGCAGUUUUUAUCUGCAUUCCUGUUCUUCGAUGUAUACAAAAUCAAGAUGAAAGCAACAGGGCUCUGUUGCUAUAUUACAUCCACGUCUCAGUUCCAUGCAUGCUGAUAUCCAUCGCAUUCGCCUUAUGGGGUAAAAUUGAAGGUUCCUUUCGAGAGGCUUAUGUUUGCUCUGUAAUAAAUCUCAUGAGGAUCCUAAGGAUAUUUAAGAUGUCUCCAUAUAAGCCUCCUGGUCCAUGUCACAUUAGACUCUCGAAAUUGGCUGUGCCAUUGGAGAUGUUUGUCAUUACAGCAGGGUUAAAUUCUGUUGCUCUUCAGCCAGUAUUUACAGACCCUGCAGUGGAAACAGAAUAUAAAGUACACAUUGGAAUGAUGCUUGGAAUGCUGCUAUUAAUACUUGGAUUAGCAGCAAUCCCUUCUGGGUCCUCAGUGCUGUGCGUAACAGGCCCUUGCAGGAAUAGGAGGGCGUCUUCCAACAGAGGGAAAAAACCUCUCCAUGUGGUUCUGUUUCUACAAUUCGGCAUCACUAUCCAAUUAAUGUGCUUGAUGAUCUUCAUGCGUAGUCUAAUUUUUCUUGCAUUGGUGUUGGUUACAGUGAAAUUGGCACUGCGUCCUGCCUUAGAAUUAAUAUCAUUCUUGCUGAAGAGAUGUGGAUGUUUUCUUUCAGAUUCGCGUCAGAAGGUCUUCCUUCUGCUUUGGUUCAUUCUUGAUAUUGCAUUGAGCUUUGCAGUUCUGGGUAUCAUUUUGGAAAACAAUAAAGAACUCCCUGUAUGGAUGUGUUUCUAUGCAUUCCUCUACGUCCUGACUGCCACAGCGGACUUUCAGCACAACACUGAUGAUUAUGAUGAUGUUGAAUGGGAUGUAGCUCAUAUCCUAGUGUACGUGUUUGGUUCUACCUUAAGUGUCAUUAAUUCAGUUGCUCUACCAACAGAAGUGUUUCUAAAAGCGGAGAAAGGGGAGCGAACUGUGGAAGAUUUUUGGUUGAUCGUCUUGCCUUUUGAAUCUUUAUUUUUGGCCUUUUGGGGUGGUUUACAGAUGUGUGCAUACUAUAAGCGGAAAAGAGAAAAAAUACAUAGAUUGAUGCUCAUUGCCCAGAGCUGCCGAAGACGAGUCCAAUCUCCAGCAUCAUCUCGGCAUGAUCAGACACGACAAGCAGAACCAGUAGAGAUGGACCCUCUCUCUCCACCUGAGCAGAGUACAGUACACAGACAGAAGGGAAUAUGAAGAUGGUCUCAGUGACGUGUAAAGGAUCCUUUGUUGUCGACACAAGGACACAGUCUAAGGGCCAGAUUAUGAGUACCCACAAUGCACUUUGCAGUAUUGUUCUUUGCUAAUUGGUACACUGAAUUAUGACAUCAUUCAUCUGUAAAUAUCAGUUCUCCCUUUGCUAAUACUGCUCAAUGCUGAAAACAUGUUCCUGCUUUCUUUGAAAUCAAGAUGUUUGUUUCUCAAGAAUAUUUCUCUCAUAUUCCAGUGAAAGCCUAGCUAAUGAACAUAGCUUUAGUUAAUGCUGUGAAAAUGUUACAUUUUUGGCCAUUUUUGUUGAAUUCAAUGGCACUUUAUUUUCUUUAUUCUUUAUUUAAGAGACGCAGUGCAUUAUGAUACUGCGGUGUGAAUGCGUUUGUUACCUGUUUGUUUUCAUGAGUGUGG